GGGCUCAGUGCAACAUAUGGUCACGAGACACGAGCCAGAAUGCAGUUCCAGAAGCGAGUUAAUUGAUGGCCCAGGCCAGCCAGUAGCUCAUCCUCGUCGAAGUUCCCCUCUGCCCACCUCCCUGGCUGGUGUGCUGUUGAGCGUGAAAGUCACAAAUUACAAAAAAAAAAAGAAGAGAGAGGAAGAUCACAUGCCAUGAUAGCGCCAAUUUGGCAAGCUAUGACGCGUGCCAGAGCAGUGCAGCGCAAAGAGUGAAUGAAAGGUCGAAGAAGAACAAAGUGUAGGCGUGCGCAAGGGAGCGAAAGAGCGAGGGAGAGCGUUCGUAUUUCUAACCCCUAACUGGCACCGACAGCGACGUCGACGUCGACAGAGAGUAGCCGCCCCUGCCGACGAUCCUUGGGAUAUGGUAAUGGCUUUGAGGAUCCUGCCAGAGGGGCAAGGGGUCAUUUGCGGGCCAUUUACACAAACUUGGUCAACGCAGCGGUAAAAAUAUUUGUAAAGCCAUCCCGUCCCAUCCCUUUCGGUGGUUGCCCGAUCGGAGGGCUCGUGCUGUUCAGUGCAGCAGCAGCAGCAGUCGCGCGGCAGUUGCGGUGGAACUUUCGAGCCGUGCAGAACCCCGAGUCAUGAGCUACUACUACUCGUCCGAGGAGGACAACAGCAGCUCCCAGUACUUGGGCAGCCCUAACUACAACCUGACGCCGAUGGCAUGCUCCACGCAGGAGUACAGCCAUACCGCCUACCUCUCUCCCGACUGGCAGUUUCUGGAUGUAGCAGGCGGAGCUAGCCUGGAGCUGCCCCAGGCCACCCACUCCGUUGACCUUGAGAUGCGCACAGGGGCGGGCAUGGACCAGCUCAAGAGGCGCAAGAGCGAGGGCUCCAGGAGAUCAGAGGGCGAGUGCCAAGCAGCCGGCCAAGAGACGGUCGUUCUCAGUCCCACGGUGCAAAAGCGACGACGCCAGGCGGCCAAUGCCCGGGAAAGAAAGCGCAUGAAUGGCCUAAACGAGGCCUUCGACCGCUUGCGGGAAGUGGUCCCAGCCCCGUCCAUUGAUCAGAAGCUGUCCAAGUUCGAGACCCUCCAGAUGGCCCAAUCCUACAUUCUGGCCCUGUGCGACCUCCUCAACAACGGCGACGUGGAUGUGGAUGCGGCCGCCUACAGCCUAUUUGGGAGCGGAAAUGGAAGCGACAGCGAAUCCAGCUUCCACUUGAGCCACGGUUAAGCUAUACUCGAUCUUAGAUUUAAGCUUUUGUGAUUCUUCUCUAACUCUAAAUUUAGUAUAAAUAAAGAAAAAUGAAACCAGUGA
Drosophila pseudoobscura is the source of this 1301-nucleotide messenger RNA. It is a transcript of the gene cato, whose product is annotated as cousin of atonal. The coding region runs from base 624 to 1217 and encodes 197 amino acids. Gene Ontology annotation, biological process: axon development; sensory organ development; positive regulation of transcription by RNA polymerase II. The transcript has a single exon. The record is from RefSeq and is a predicted model, not a curated record. Gene Ontology annotation, cellular component: nucleus. NCBI's taxonomy places the organism in Eukaryota, Metazoa, Arthropoda, Insecta, Diptera, Drosophilidae. Gene Ontology annotation, molecular function: E-box binding; DNA-binding transcription factor activity, RNA polymerase II-specific; protein dimerization activity.